ACAAUGACAACUAAUCAGAGCUAAUUUUGCUACGUAGCUAUCCUUGCGCGCUGUGACUAUUCUCGCUGGCUUGAUCGUUGAUCUAAAUUGAUCAAAAAUGGAUCUUGACGGGUUUUUGAAUCACAAUAGCAGCUCAACGCCUGUAUCCAAUUCAGCGGGAGGUGCUUACUCGCCUUCUUCGCCCAUUAAUUCUGCAUCGCACCACCAAACAGCUUCAAACAAUCCAUCAAAUGGACUGAAUUUCAAUCCGAACAACAACAGUCCGCUCAGUGCCAUGUUUCCGACCUUGACUUCAUCGGCCGUUUCCCCUGUAUCGCCAUUGGCUUCUAACAAUCCGAACUCCUCCAACAUAGGGGCACCAUCUGCACACAGCGGUGGACUGAACUCGGCACCCAUUCAUCCGUUAUCGAACACUCCCUCUGGAUCGUACAGUUUAACCCAGGGAUACAAUGUACCGGGGCCUAAAACUAGUGGCCCUAGGGCGAGUGGUCAUUCGUCACGCGGUUUGUCCAGUGGCUGCGGUUUUACGGGCAACAGCAAUAUUUCAAAUCAAUGCCACCCGUUUCUGCCUGGUAGUCCAGCCUCUCACAGCUCGUGCUAUGGCAAGCUAUCUGGAAAUUCCACCAAUUUGGCGGGAACAGCCAAUGCAUUAAGUUCUUCCUCACAAGAAACUGCAAAUUUCCAUGAAGUAGCAACAGAUGACGUCUUUAAGAGUCUACUGGAAAUGUACCGACAGGAGGUCUUGUGUGACGUAGAAUUGGUCGUCGGGUCACAUCGCAUUAUGGCACACAAGGUUAUUCUAGCCGCCACUUCACCUUAUUUCAGAGCCAUGUUCAGUGGGAAUAUGCGAGAGAGCAGCGAAUCGGUGGUGGAGUUGCAUGGAAUCGAAGGAGACGCAGUGCGACUGCUGAUCGACUUCGUCUACACACACGAGAUCUCUCUGUCUACUCACAACAUAUUCUGUGUGCUCUGUGCUGCCAACCAGCUCUCCUUCCUACAAGUCAUAGAGGCCUGCACCAAGUUUCUCAAGCACGGCAUGAACUUCAAUAACUGCGUCAUCAUCAGGAAUUGGGCUGAACACCUGAAUAUUGGCUCUCUCAUUGAAGCUUCGGACCAGUUCAUUUGCAAUAACUUCCUCCAGAUCUCAGGCAGUCCAGAAGAUUUCUCUCAACUUCCACUCAACGCAAUCAAAGCACUUGUCUCAAGUCCCUCCUUGAAUAUCACGUGUGAGACGGAGGUGUUUGAGGCGGUGAUGCAGUGGGUGAAGGCCGAAUUGGACGCCCGAAGUGAGCACCUGCUGGGUCUGAUGAAGGAAGUGCGACUGGCCAUGAUGCCCAAACAUUACCUCAUAGCCACUGUCGAGGCAGACCCCACCUUCCACCAGGACCAGGGGUGUCGUGAGCUGCUGAACCAAGCGAAGAGUUACCACCUGCUGGAAAGUAGCAGAGGAGUAGGGGCACUGGGACUGGGCAUGCAUCCGGACAAGAUCAUCCCCAGGCAUGCAACUGCUGGGGUGUUGUUCUGUAUUGGGGGCAGAGGUGCUACCGGGGACCCCUUCAGGACGACGGAAGUGUACAACCCACUGAGUAGGAAGUGGUUCCACAUAGCCGAGAUGAGCACCAAGCGCAGACAUGUAGGAGUGUGCAGCAUAGGCGGCAAGGUGUAUGCAGCAGGUGGCCAUGACGGGAAGAGACAUCUGAAGAGUGUGGAGAUGUAUGACACUCAGUGUGGACAGUGGACCAUGCUCAGUCCCAUGCAGACGCACAGACGUGGGCUGGCGGUGGUGUCAUUGGGAAGUGCCAUGUUCGCAGUGGGGGGUCUGGACGACUCCUCGUGCUUCGACACAGUGGAGAGAUACGACACCCUGGAGGACCAGUGGACCCCUGUAGCCAGCAUGAACCACAGGCGGGGAGGGGCCGGACUAGUGGCACUGGAGGGUAACCUGUAUGCAAUUGGUGGCAAUGACGGAGUCAGUUCUCUCAGCUGCUGUGAGAAGUAUGACCCCUACCUGAACAAGUGGACUGAGAUCAGCAGCAUGACUGUGAGACGAGCAGGCGCUGGAAUUGCAGUGUACGGAGGACGCAUAUUCGCAGCAGGUGGCUUCGAUGACAACGCACCCCUGAAGUGUGUGGAGUGUUUCGACCCCGAGAAGAACGCAUGGCAGUCUCUGGCCCCCAUGCUGUCCAGCAGGGGCGGAGUCGGACUCGCGUGUCUAGGGGGCAAGCUGUACGCAGUCGGGGGCCAUGACGGGAGCAACUACCUGGACACAGUGGAGACAUAUGACCCCCUGAGGGAUGUGUGGGAGCAGAGUAGUGACAUCAAUGUGCCCCGGGCGGGGGCGGGGGUGGUGUCUGUGAACUGUCUCGUUUCCCAACUGCAAGAGAUCAGCCACAAAGUCACCAAUGUGCAGAGUUAUGUCUAAAAUACCAGAACAUGUUCUCGAAAGCGAGCUGCAUCUAACGAACAAGUAACAUUUGUACAGAACUGAAACUGACAAUACCCAACCACGCAUGUACAUACUGGGAAGCAAAUGGCUAGGAGCUCCAAACGGAAAGGAAGACAUACAAAUCAAUGAGAACUUCGUAGCUGGAGAUAAAAGUGUACAGCAGUGUUGUGUUGCGGAAGGUAGAUGCAUACAAUUCAAUACAAAAUAAUUGGAGUUGCCUCAGUCGAGAAUAAAAGAUAUCAGUUGGGAACAUUGAAUUGGAAAUGAAACAAAAAGUGAAUUUUCUGCUCCUUCAAACUUUACUAGCCAUUUAAAAUAUAACUUGUUGUCUAUGUAUCUCAAAACUUAUAAAAUAGUGUAGAAAGUUAGUUUCAUAUCAUGGAAUGGAAAUAUUUUUCAGAACUCAACGCUGGAUAAGUUGCUGAUUGAUUUAAUGAUAAUUUUGUUUUCUUGGGUAGAAUAAUUUUCACAUUUAGUGUUAAGAAGGCUUUCAUCUUUCGCUGUAAAGAAAUUUUUAUCUCAAAA
Molecule: messenger RNA, 2971 nt
Organism: Symsagittifera roscoffensis
Lineage: Eukaryota; Metazoa; Xenacoelomorpha; Acoela; Convolutidae
Product: kelch-like protein 8
Exons: 12
Coding region: 98-2422 (774 amino acids)
Molecular function (GO): protein binding
Source: RefSeq, a predicted model, not a curated record